AUGGGGUAUUUCACUCAUCUAGUUCACAUCAGCAACAAGGAAUAUUUGGUUCACAACAGCAGCAGCAACUGCCAUAGCCAUGGCAACAAGGGGAGUAGUGAAUAUACGCCGAUUGGGACACAUGAGGGAUUGGGGACGGCGUGUAAGAAAUCGGCGGAGACAGAAGUGGAAUUGGGGGUCGACGACCGGCAAUCGGAAGAACUGGUGAAGUUAAAGCAGAGGCUGGUGUCGCAGGUGUUGGAGAUAGGGAUUAUAUUUCACUCGGUGAUCAUAGGGGUGACGAUGGGGAUGUCUCAGAAUCAGUGUACGAUCAGGCCGCUAGUUGCUGCUCUGGCGUUCCAUCAGAUCUUCGAAGGGAUGGGUCUCGGAGGUUGCAUUGCUCAGAUGCUUGGAGGCAACCGCGGCGUACUGGUUAGUGAAGUUAAUACCCAGCUAAAGGGGGUUUUGGCUUUGUGUAUGGGUUUUGAGGAAGAGAGAGAAGUGACAACUCCAAUGGGGAUAGUGUUGGGAAUGAUUGUGUUCUCGGUGACUGGCUACAAUGACAGCAGCCCUAAUGCCUUGAUUCUGGAAGGGUUGUUGGGGUCCCUAUCGUCUGGUAUUCUCAUCUAUAUGGGUCUGGUAGAUCUCAUAGCUCUUGAUUUCUUUCAUAACAAGUUGAUGGGUUCCCAACCAUGGUUGAAAAAGGCAUCUUUUAUUGCCCUUGUCCUUGGCUCUACGUCAAUGUCUAUCCUUGCCCUUUGGGCGUGA
Molecule: messenger RNA, 747 nt
Organism: Ilex paraguariensis (yerba mate)
Lineage: Eukaryota; Viridiplantae; Streptophyta; Magnoliopsida; Aquifoliales; Aquifoliaceae
Source: the annotation of a GenBank genome assembly